Molecule: messenger RNA, 9235 nt
Organism: Falco peregrinus (peregrine falcon)
Lineage: Eukaryota; Metazoa; Chordata; Aves; Falconiformes; Falconidae
Gene: SLC6A2
Product: solute carrier family 6 member 2
Biological process (GO): dopamine uptake involved in synaptic transmission; sodium ion transmembrane transport
Cellular component (GO): neuron projection; neuronal cell body membrane; presynaptic membrane
Molecular function (GO): dopamine:sodium symporter activity; neurotransmitter:sodium symporter activity; norepinephrine:sodium symporter activity
Source: RefSeq, a predicted model, not a curated record
CUGCGCUCCCCACACCCCGCCUCGCCCGCUCCCCCUCCUCAGCUCGCUCUCUCUGGAUGUUUAAGGCAAGGAUGAACAAACAGAUCCAGCCCGACCGCAAAGUGUCGGUGGUGGCCCCCUUGCCGGACCGCGCCGGGCCGCCUCCCCCGAGGAAGGACGUGGAGCUGAUCCUGGUGAAGGAGCACAACGGGGUGCAGUACACCAGCAGCAGCCUCCUGCCCGCCGCCCCCGCGCCGCGCUACGGCGCCCAGGACAGGGAGACCUGGGGCAAGAAGAUCGACUUCCUCCUCUCCGUCAUCGGCUUCGCCGUGGACCUGGCCAACGUCUGGCGCUUUCCAUACCUCUGCUACAAAAAUGGAGGGGGUGCUUUUCUUAUUCCAUAUAUCCUCUUCUUAAUCAUUGCUGGAAUGCCCCUGUUCUAUAUGGAAUUAGCACUGGGACAGUAUAACCGAGAAGGGGCUGCCACUGUGUGGAAAAUCUGUCCAGUUUUCAAAGGUGUAGGCUAUGCAGUGAUACUCAUAGCUCUUUACGUGGGUUUCUACUACAACGUUAUCAUAGCUUGGUCUCUGUAUUAUCUAUUUUCAUCAUUCACAUUUGAGCUCCCCUGGACAAACUGCGACAACAGUUGGAACAGUCCAAACUGUACAGAUCCCAAACUCUUCAACGCAUCAGUGCUUGGCAAUGGUACCAAAUACUCAAAGUACAAGCUCACUCCUGCAGCUGAAUUUUAUGAGCGAGGAGUUCUGCACCUGCACGAAAGCCGUGGAAUCCAUGACCUUGGCUUGCCUCGCUGGCAACUUUCCCUCUGCCUCUUGGUGGUGGUAAUCAUUCUUUUCUUUAGUCUGUGGAAAGGCGUGAAGACUUCAGGAAAGGUUGUUUGGAUAACAGCCACAUUGCCUUAUGUUGUAUUAUUUGUCUUGCUAAUACAUGGAAUAACCUUGCCUGGUGCAUACAAUGGAAUAAAUGCAUACCUGCACAUAGAUUUCAGAAGAUUAAAAGAAGCCACAGUAUGGAUUGAUGCAGCUACUCAGAUAUUUUACUCCUUAGGAGCCGGGUUUGGCGUUUUAAUUGCAUUUGCCAGUUACAAUAAGUUUGACAACAACUGUUACAGGGAUGCUUUGCUGACUAGUACCAUUAACUGUGUCACAAGCUUCAUCUCAGGAUUCGCAAUUUUCUCCAUAUUGGGCUACAUGGCUCACGAGCACAAAGUUAAAAUUGAGGAUGUAGCCACUGAAGGAGCUGGUUUAGUUUUCAUCCUGUAUCCAGAGGCAAUUUCAACUCUUUCAGGAUCAACAUUUUGGGCUGUGGUAUUCUUCAUCAUGCUCCUUACUCUUGGCAUUGACAGUUCUAUGGGCGGAAUGGAGGCUGUCAUCACUGGCUUGGCAGAUGAUUUCCAAAUUCUGAAGCAGCACAGAAAGCUAUUCACCUUUGGUGUUUCUUUUGGAACUUUUCUACUUGCCCUUUUUUGCAUCACUAAUGGUGGAAUUUAUGUGCUCACACUACUGGACACAUUUGCAGCUGGGACUUCGAUAUUGUUUGCUGUUCUAAUGGAGGCAAUUGGAGUUUCCUGGUUUUAUGGUGUGGAUAGAUUCAGUGAAGAUAUCCAACAAAUGAUGGGCUUCAAGCCAGGCCUCUACUGGAGACUGUGCUGGAAAUUUGUUAGCCCUGCUUUUUUAUUGUUUGUUGUGAUAGUCAGCAUAAUAAAUUUCAAACCUCUGACCUAUGAUGACUACACCUUCCCUCUCUGGGCAAAUCGCAUUGGCUGGGGAAUAGCAUUAUCUUCAAUGAUACUUGUGCCUGCCUAUAUUAUCUAUAAAUUCAUGAAUGUGCGUGGGACCUUUAAAGAAAGACUAGCUUACUGCAUCACACCUGAAAAUGAGCACCAACUCGUGGCCCAAGGAAAUGUCAGGCAGUUUAAGCUUCAACACUGGCUAACAAUAUGACAACCAACAGAUUGAGGAAAAAGCCAAUAUGUUAAGCUAAACUGAGAAUACAGAAAAGUCAAGUUCAAAGCUCCCUCGAUUAUGCUUGGACCAGGCUGGCUCAGAGCUUAUCUACUGACUCUUUGAGGGAAGACAUCUGUUCUCUGUUCUCAAUGCCUCCCUUCUAUUACUUGGCUUCAAAUGAUCUUUAAAGACUCAGUUUAAUUUUUCUUACAUCCUUUGGUGCCAUGAGAUCCCUACAUGACCAAAACUUGUGAGUUUUGCUAUUGGCAGAAGUGGAGGAGGGGGGAGCAGACAAAAAAGCAAUUAACGUAAGUUAAAUGCUCUUUUAUUGUGAAGAAGUGAAUUAAACUUCUCUGACAGUAAUAAUUACUUCAGAUAAUCAUGUCACGACCUAUUUUAAACCAACAACACCUGAACGUUCUUAGAUCUAAGGAAAGAAUACAUCUCAAUUAUGAGGAAAGAGCAAUUUUAACUAUGUGCUAAAGUCAUUAGCUUUCUUGCCAUACUAUCCUUUGGGAUAUGAGUUUGCAUCCUUCUGAAGUGAAGACUCUGCUUCAUUUUCAGUGGCUUGUUAUUAGUUUCUUCUCUUGGUGAAGAAGGUUGUCUUUCCUGUAUAUGUCCAUGCCAUUUUCUGUCCAGUUUAAUUAUACAAGCUGAAGAGCAGCAAGAACAGAAUUCCUGUUACAGCUACCACACUGUACUUAAUGAAAAAUAUAUUCCCUUAUACUAACAAUUGAAAUGGCUUUAUCAUAUGAUCCACACUGCACAGACUUUUUCAGCCAAGUGUGAAAGUGACAUGCAAAUAGAACGAUUUUAAGCUUUUUUUGUUAUAUUUUGUUCCAGAUAAAGAAUUUAAAAUACAUAAGGAGAGACAAUAAUUUUUAGAAUUAAAUAAUCUACCCAGAGGCACAAAAUACCAAACUUUGGCUUUAUUCUCCAGCUGUGAACAUGCUAUUAUUAUAAUUUAACCUGGAUUCAUCUACCAAAAUAUAUUAAGAUUGUGUUGAGUAAUUUAGAAGGAUAUUUUAGGCAUACUCAGCUCUAUUCCAGCUCUUCUCUCUGGUAGUAUUAUGCAAGGUAGAAGAUACAGAACAAACUCUGCAUUUGGGUGCUGUUCUUAUCCUGUGGUCACUUACCGCUGUGUAGUAUCUUCCCAGUGAUCACCAGAUUCAGUAGCUUUAAGUUAUUUCUUGUACUUACUUAUCACUAGAUCUACAGUAAUUUUCAGUGGCAGUAGCUACUCAGCUGAACCCAGUCUAGAGUUUACCUCUGGACCUUACCUCUGAAUUUUUUUGCCUCUUAUACAUUCAAUUCAGCUUGUCUUUGAAAUUUAUGUAGUUCUUCCUCUUUUUAAAAACACCAUUUAAAAGGAUGGGACUUUUUAUUUAUAAAACAAUUUCUGUGGAGUUUUUUUUCCUUUCUUAAAAUAGACCAGUUUAAAAGUCCCAAGUGACUUUGGCCUUUCCCAUUUUAACACUAAUUUUUGUUCAGAAUAAUGGAAGGGAAGUUUCUCUCCUUAUUCAUCCUUUUCCUCCAACAUAAUCAAUACUUCAGAAUUUUACCAAAUAUUGUCCUUUUCUUAAAGAGUUCCUGUAAUAAACAGUAGUUUUAUUUAAACAGGUUUUAAAACCCAAAGGAUACUUUCUUCUAAUUUUAAAGGAAGUCAUAUUUUCUGGCCCAGCUGAUGGCCGGUAGCUGUUUAAACCAUAUUAUUAAAUAUAUUUUGAUAAUAAAGGAAUUUCAAAUGUUGCAGUUCUAGUUCUGUAAUUACACAGGAGGCCAAACAGUGAAAAUAUGUUGAGGGCUUCAAAAAAGCCAUCCCACCAACUUCAUAUCUAAUCCCGUUUUUAUUGUUUGCUAAACUACAUGAGAAUCUUUUUGUUCUUAUAAAGCUUAUUUUUCAAUAAUACAGCUGUUUCAGUAACUGGCUUAACAUGGCUAAAAAGCUUCUUAGCAUAGAUACGCACCAAGUUUUGAAACUCUUGGGGGCUCUUCAACGUGGAGCUUUAAUAGCUUGUCACAUUAUACACUGUUUGAUUUGCUUAUGAUUGGAAAUGCUAACAACCUGCAUCAAUGUUCACUGGUGACGCACCCCAUCGCUACUAUCCGUAUAGCAUAACCCAUGCAGGAAAAGUUACGUUUCAUCACCACUCUGAAAUAGGAGCAAUGCUAUCUUAACAGGGGAGUGAAAUCAACUUUACCUAGCAUAUUAGGGUUUGAUUGUAUUUUUAAUACCAACUCCCAAGGCAAUUACCUACUACAUUGUUUUUAUUUCUAUUACCGUAUAACUUCCUAGGUUUAGUGUAGUAUUUAUAGCUCAGGACACCACUGCACUAUUGCCAUCUUGUUCUGAGAUUUUAUAGACAAAGAACUUGCAAUCUAUAGAGGAGACAACAGGCAAAUCAGAGAAAGCAGGAAUCUUAUUACCAGAAAUAGCCUGAAGAAAAAGAAAGAUAAUACACAUUGCAUGACCACACAUCCAGGCUUUAAGUUCAAGAUGUUACCCAAAGGAAGUCUCCCCAAAAAUAAUACUUGUCCCAGAGAUGAAGAACAAUGUCUUCAAUUCUCCACAGAAUAAGAUGCUCAACUACCUCAUGCCUCUUGGACAAUAAACAAUGCCAUUUGACAUCCAUUCAAAUGACAAAUAUCUUUGUGAAGGCCAGGUUAUUAUAUCCUUUUCCUCCACUCAAUGUUAUGGUACAGACAGUCCAAUAAGAAGCCACAGCUCUGGCACCAAGCUCCUCUUAGGCACCUACUUUGAGCUCCUGAAUACAUUUUCAGUAUGGAAAAUGUCAAACGCCACUAAGAUACUCAUCUCCUUUCAGUCCAACCACUUGUUUUAAAAAAAAUGUUCACACAGUCAGGUCCUUGUCACCCAUGUAGUUCAACUGCAAGUCUUCCCUCACUCAGUCUUGAAUUUUCAGCCAGACAGCUCACACUUUCCCUCAGCUUUACCUACUGUGGGAACAGACCCACUACAGCGAAUGGUGCUCUCCCAGCUAUCCCCAUAGCAUGGCAAAGAUAUGCCAACGGAGUAGGCAUCCCACUUCCAAAAGAAGAAAAAAAUUUUUUUAUACAAACUUAUUCAAGAUACAGUAUCAUCUGCUUACUAAUUAUGUUGGCUGCUUUGGUAGGAAGAAUUUAGUGAAUCAAUUAAGUAGCUCAUCUGACAAUUCUAGAAAAUACUUUCUUGAAAGCCUUUUUUUAAUCUGAUAAAGGAAGCAGCUGUCAUACGUUAGCAUCUCUCUUCUGACCUUCCUUUCUGCCAGCAAAAAAGACCUGCCUGUGAUCCAUAUCGUCUCCUGAAGCCACAGAAAGUUAGUUAGCACCAAGGAAAGAGAUCGAUCGUUUUCUUCGCACCCCUCCUGCUGUCACUCAGCAGGAUGAUUCUUCAUAUACUUGGUACUGCUCUAAAGCUACAUUACUAAAAAUCCAAAGAUUUAGAUUUGUGUUAGAAACAGUAGGUCUUUCAUGGGCAACAGUCCAAAAAGGACUAGUGCUUUAGUGUUCAGCGCCCGUUUGAACCAUAUCUUUUCUGCCAGUCCUUCUUGUGUUCUGUCAUGUUCCGAGGCAUACACCCUGGCAACACUUGAAAGACAUCUUACCAUAGUGAGGGAUUUUGCAGGAAAUCCAGGAUCAAACACGAUUAUUUUAAAUAUAGAAUUUAGGAGAAAUACUUGGCUGUUAGUAUUGUACAUUCCCUAACUGCACGUGCAAUGUAUGUUGUAUGUAAUUUUCCCAGAGGAAAUUUCCUAUAAUUGGUCAUUUCUUCUCAGCAAAAUACCAUUUAAAUGUUAUUAUUUAAAAAGGUCAAGACCAAACAUUUUGUAUAUACAUCCACUUCUUAUGCUAUUGUUUUGACAUGAAUUAAGUUUAUUUUGUACUGUUAGGUUGUAGGAGGCCACAAAGAAUUCUUUUGCUUUUAUUGUCUCUUUUGCAGUUCUUCCGAUUCAUACAGUAUUAAUUAGCAGAUACUUGCUUUUACGGGAGUAGAUAAUUUUCAUUCAUAUCCUGGACUGAUUCAUUAAGCUUCACAAGACAUUGGCAAACAUUUAAGAAUUUCAUUCCUAAGAACCAUAUUUAACUAUAUUUAAACUAUAGAUGAGCAAUUUCAAAACAGAUGAGGCUUACAAAUACCGUAUUUUCAGUGCCCUGUUAAAAAAUUUUAAAAUGGGCCUGAAGGACUUGGACCUAGGACAAUUAUCACAGAUCAACAAACAACAGUAUAUGAUCUACCUGCAGAAACGAUAUGUGUACUCUGAGCCUCUCAGAACAGUAAAAUAGGGUAUGUUUGUUCUAAUACACUUUAUUUUCUCAGGGCUCAGAAUAUUUAUGGUCCACAGAUCAGCACACAUGCAAGAACACAAUCUCCUUAAGUUAAAGGCCAGUAUGUUUCAAAUUAGACCCUUGAACAAAUCGGAGUCUUUUGGCUAUAGCACAGGGAGACAAAUCUUCUGGAAACACCUCCAGAAAGGCUCCUCCGAAGGAAAACACUUUUUCAGUCUGCUUCCUCUGACUCACACCCACAUUCCUGUUAGUGACUUUCAGCUAGUGGAAAGUUAAGCUGUUAGAAUGUGAAGCUAAAUGGUUUAUAAUACAUCACAGAAGUCAAAAACAAGACCUUGAAGAGCCCUUACUAGAUUCGUAUCUACAUACAAGCUGAAAAUAGCAUAUGGACUAUUUUAAGCAAAGCAGGCCAGAAAUCACCGUACAGGACUGAAUCUGUGAGCUGCUUGGACAUUUGAAUUUUUACAGAUCUUCAUUUACUAAACUAAUAUUAGCUGGUACAUGAGAAAGCCAGCCAUAUUCUGGCUUUCUUUAGGAAAAAGGUACACUAGUACAGGAUACUGCAAAACAAUCUGAAAAAGUUUUCAGAACAUAAUUUACAGAAGCCUUCAGUUAACCCUGUUACAUCUGUGACCUUGCAUCACUGAGUUUCAGAGAGGAUCAUAUACAGGGAAUAGCUGUAUCUCAGACAUCCAUGUUUGAGUGUUUCUGCGCUGUGGAAAGCAGGUUUUUGUUCUACCAUUUCAGUCUGUUGUAACUCAGACUUUAAUGGGAACAUUUCACCAAGCACUUGCCCCCCCCUCUUAUCCAUAUUCUCAAAGGGCAGUUUUUGCUGACAGACAGCCAAGACCACUCAGACUGACCAAGCAGACAUGCAUGUGUUCCUUAGCUGUGACUAGAUGGAAAAUUACACAGUUUUGCCUGCUUAAGCUUAGCUGGCUUAGCAAGACUUGUAAGCCAUGCCAUGCACAGGGAAACUUUUCCUAGGCCAAAAAAUUUCAGAUUGUUCCAAAUAAAAAUUAAAUCAACAUAGGACCAAGAUCCUCAGCUGGUGAUUAAUUUGUACAGUGGUACUGUUCACUGCCUGAGACUGAAUUAUAGAUGCAUCUACGUGCAUCAGAGAUUGCUAUAGAGAACUGGAUGGCCGAUAAAGACAUUUCAACCAGGAGAAAAACGUAACAGUGUAAUAUAGCUGGUUUAAGUACUGAAUUUAAUCCAUUUUUCUUCACCAUUUAAAAACAGAGUAUGGUUAGACAAACUGCAAUCACUGUAUGACUGACCAAGCAGAAGCAUGCAAACACAAGACAGCCAGAACCCUGUAAGCAACACAGAUAUCAUGACUGUAUUCAGUGAAACUGUCCUACCUAGAACAUCAUGUAGGUGUCAAUGCAAGUGGCUGAGGGGGCAGGAUCGAGGAGGGGAGAAAGCUGACAGGCUUAAGUCUCAGUCCCACAGUGCAAUGUGUAACUUAACCAUUACUGCCUUUAGUUUUCAUGUUGAGAACGUUGCUUGCGCCUUUUUUGCCUAAGCACUGACAGCAAGACUGGGCCACCUGUGUGCUUUGCUUUCCUCCUUUCUAAAGGUGUUUCUUUAGCUGCCAUACUAAACUAAUCUUGCUUAAUUUCUUUAAUAAGGGAACAGAAUAAAUUCAGUGAAUUAAGAAAAUUACUAAGCCUUAAGCUGGCUCUCUUUUGAAGGUGUCAUGUUGUUUCUUGGUCACUGCCUAGAGGCCUCAAACUUGCAGGUGACCUGCAUUUGUAAUUUAUGUUGCACUCUCUCCGUGAACCUGUCUGCAAGACUCAGCUUUUGUUUGCUGUGGGUAGUAUCAGUUACAAAGGGAGAACCUCCAAGUAGUACAUUUUGAAAAUAACUUCUAAUAGGUCUGAUGAAGAAUUGCCUUACAAAUAAAAACUUUAUAGCGAGCAUUUACUUGGUUUACACCAGUGUUUUACUUAAUUUUUAAUGCCUUUUUAUAGCAGUGACUAGACCUUACCUUACAUAAGGGUACCUCUGUAUAGGAAAUAUUUUAAUAUUUUUACCAGUUUUUUUAAUUUUCAUAGAAUAUAAGUGUAUAUUGUAAGGCGAGAAAUUCAACUUUGAUGUAACAAGGUUAUCACAAGACCUAUUUCUCCAUUAUAAGAUUUUGUAGUCAGCCAGUCUAGUUCAAUAAUUUGUUGGCCUUUGAUUAUAAAUGUAAAAAUGUGAUAAAGGAGAAUAGAACAUUAUCUACAGCUAAUGCACAUUGUAGCACAAUAUUCUCCAUUGCUGCCUUAAUCUCAUAAAAGGAAGUCAUGCGUUUUUAAUUUAUAUUCUUAAAAAAAAAGCAAAAAAAUCCAAAGCAUCUUUUGGCUGCAAUUUUGUGUUAGACAGCUUCACAUGAAACCAAAUGUGUUAGUGUCCAGUAGGUCUACUUCCAAAGCAAGAGAUCAUAUUGCAGUUUUCAGGAAAAAGUUUUCAUGGAGUUAAAAACUUGCCACUAGUAAAAAUACUCUCCAAAGUGCCCCAGUGACCAAAAGUGUCCAAACACAGCCACCACACUUCCAUGCCCGAUUUCAUUAAUUGUGCAACCUGCAGGUCCAUUUGCCUUUUUUUUUUUUUUUGUUAAGUCUUUGGUUAUCUGGGGGAAAUGGCAUUUCAUUUUUUUUUUUAAAAGGUUGGUUGUUUUUUGGUUUUGGUUUGGUUUUUUUUUUUUUUGAAAGGGAGACACCUACAUGCCCAUGUGUGUAAUUAGAAACUACAUUUCUUAUAAAUAUGGAUGUGUGUGAUGUGUGCUGGUUAACUAUACUUAAAAUGCUGAUAAAGGUGGUGAAUGUAAAGUAUUUGUCCUCAUUUCUCUGUCUUUCUGUGCUCAGUGUAAAUAAGAACUGUUUUAAGCUGUGCAUUAAUGUAACAGAUUAUUCCAAUAUUGUGUAUAAAAUUAUUUAAAUAAAAUCUGACAAAUAUGCACAUAAAAAGAGUAUAAAGAAAGAUCUUAUGUACCAAGAAUUUACUUAUGACAGUGA